Molecule: messenger RNA, 1938 nt
Organism: Lachancea lanzarotensis
Lineage: Eukaryota; Fungi; Ascomycota; Saccharomycetes; Saccharomycetales; Saccharomycetaceae
Product: LALA0S01e05864g1_1
Exons: 1
Coding region: 1-1938 (645 amino acids)
Biological process (GO): transmembrane transport
Cellular component (GO): membrane
Molecular function (GO): myo-inositol:proton symporter activity
Source: RefSeq, a predicted model, not a curated record
AUGUCAGUAUCACCGAUAUCGUCGCUGGACGACAAACCCGCUACGGCUCAUGUUGCCACCACCGCCACUGCCACCGGAUUGCUUGAGAAAAAACACUCCAGCUCAUCUCCGUCGUUCGCGGACUCGGAGAAAAAUGGGCCCGAAGAUACCGCCGAUAAUGUGCUGGCGGAGUACUCCGAAGAACAGGUUAUGAACAUGGGACGCGCAUUUGCCCGGAAAUACGAACUACCUAACGAGGACGACAUUUUUGGAAGAGCCGCAGCGCUGGCCCGCCAACCGGAACGCUACGACCAUAUGUCAUUUUUGUCCGAAGACGAGCGGCUCGCUUGCUAUGACGAAGAACACAAACCUUUUGCCCGGAUGCCACGAAAGCUGAUUGCUAUUGUGUGUGCAUCGGCCAUGGGAGCCGCCGUGCAAGGCAUGGACGAAACCGUGAUCAACGGGGCACUUUUAUUCUACCCCAAACAGGUUGGUUUGGGCGCCGAAACACAACGUAACGAUUGGUUACAGGGUCUGGUCAACGGAGCUCCGUAUUUGUGUUGCGCCGGGGUCUCAUGCUGGAUGACCGACUGGCUCAAUAAUUGGCUGGGCCGUAAACGCGUCAUUUUUGUGACGUGUCUCAUCUCCGCAAUUGCGUGUUUACUACAGGCGUUUGCGCCCACGGGCGAACGUGGAUGGCACUACCUGUUUGCCAUGCGGUUUCUCCUAGGGUUCGGGAUUGGACCCAAGUCCGCCACUGUCUCGGUAUAUCUUGCCGAAUGUUCCACCAAGAAACUCCGCGGCAUCAUCUGCAUGAACUGGCAAACGUUCACCGCGUUCGGAAUCAUGUGGGGCUACGUGUUCUCGCUGAUCUUUUACCGCGUAGGGAGCGGCCCUGUGCACGGCGGUCUGAACUGGCGGCUAAUGCUGGCGUCUGCAAUGCUUCCUGCAAUCGCGGUGCUGGUGCAGAUCCCCUGGUGCCCAGAGUCUCCGCGGUGGCUGAUGGGCAAGGGCCGCUACCAAGAGGCGUACGAAAGCACCGUGCAGAUUCGUGCGCAUCGCAUUUUGGCAUGCCGCGACCUGUUCUACCAGCACGUACUGCUGCUGGAAGAAGGGUCGCUGGAGAAACCGUAUUUUGCGCGUCUGCGCGAGGUGUUCACGGUGCGGCGCAACCGCAACGCGUUCAUCUGCGCGUUCAUCUGCGCGUUCAUGCAGCAGUUCUGCGCCAUCAACGUCAUUGCAUACUAUUCGUCGGCGAUUUUUUUAAAGUCCGGGUUUUCGGAGAUCUCGUCGUUGGUCGCAUCGCUUGGGUUCGGACUUGUCAACUUCUGUUUUGCAAUCCCGGCGUUCUUCAUGAUUGACCGGUUCGGCCGGCGGUUCUUGCUGCUGAACACUUUCCCACUAAUGGCGUUGUUCUUGUUUGUGACCGGGUUCGCGUUUUGGAUUCCCGGCGAGCAAGCACGCGUGGGUGUGGUUUCGAUGGGUAUCUAUGUGUUUUCCGCAAUCUACUCGUUCGGAUGCGGUGUGGUGCCGUUUGUCAUUGCCGGGGAAGUUUUCCCAUUGUACGUGCGUGCCAUUGGAGCAUCACUUUUCACGAUCAUCUUGUGGGGGUUCAAUUUCAUUCUCUCGCUCACAUGGCCCCGGAUGUUGAAUGCGUUGCAUCCACAAGGUGCGUUUGGAUUUUACGCGGGCUGGAACAUUAUUGGAUGGUUUUUGGUGUAUUUCUUGAUGCCCGAGACCAAACAGUUGACGUUGGAGGAAUUGGACGAGGUAUUCGACGUUCCCCUGCGCACUCGUGUGGCACACCAAUUGGGCCAGUUGUGGCCAGAUUUCCAAGAAUACGUAUUGCGUCGCAAAAACGUGGCCCGCGCACCACCAUUGGAUCGCCAUCACAGACUUGCCGUCAAAGCUCUGGAAUGGGACGAAAAGGCAAACGUCGAGCAAGUGGAAAGGGCGUAG